AUGAGAGCGUGUGAAGUUGGGGUCAGCCUCGAUCACGCAUCAUGCGUGGAGCUCGUAAAUUCUUGCAGCAACCUCUCCAUGGUACGCUUUGCCCACUCCAAAGUCCGCCACCUCCUUGGCACCCACAUUUACCUCUCAAACAGGCUCCUCGAAAUGUAUGGAAAAUGCGGCAGUGUUCACGAAGCCCGCCUCGUUUUCAACACCAUUUCCACAGGGAAUGUCUACACUUGGUCUCUCAUGCUAUCAGCAUAUGCCCGAAACGGGCAUAUUGAGGACUCCAAACAGAUAUUCGAUGCCAUGCCGCAGAGGGAUCUCGUGGCGUGGACUACGCUCCUUGUGGCAUAUACCCAAAGAGGGUAUUUACAAGACGCCGAGAAGGUGUUUGACUCUAUGCCCGAGCUGGACCUCGUUACGUGGAAUGCCAUGCUGACGGGGAAUGCCCACAAUGGGCACUUGCAAGGCGCCUUGCUGGUAUUUCAAAGCAUGCGCGAGAAGAACCUUGUGUCGUACAAUGCUAUGCUGGCGGCGUACGGACAGAACGGGAAUCUCUUUCAGGCGAGGAGGAUAUUUGAAGAGAUGCCAAACCGCGACCUUGUUUCAUGGAACACAAUGCUAGCGGCAUGCGCUCAAAGCGGGGAUUUGGAAUCUGCGAAGAUAGUAUUUGACUCUAUGAAGGAAAGAAAUCUAGUUUCCUGGACAACAAUUCUUGCGGCAUAUGCCCAAAAUGGGCAUCUGCAAGAUGCCGUGAAACUCUUUGAUCGUAUGAAGGAGCACGAUCUCAUCGCCUCCAACGCAAUGCUCUCUGGGUUUGCACUUAACGGCCAGCUCCAACAGGCUAGAGGAAUAUUUGAUCAGAUGGGCGAGCGCAACGUUGUGUCCUGGAAUGCCAUGCUGACUGCGUGUGUGCAAAAUGGUGACAUGGGAGAGGCAAAGCGGAUAUUUGAUCGAAUGGAGGUACGAACGCUAGUGUCGUGGAAUGCCAUGCUGGCUGCAUAUGUUCAGGCAGGACAGUUGCCCAAAGCCAAAGAGCUCUUUCAGCAAAUGCCCGACAGGGAUCUCAUCUCGUGGAACGCCAUUCUCUCCAUGCACGCGUGGAAUGGUGACGUCGAAAGAGCAAGGGAGGUGUACGAAAGCCUCCACGAGAAGGACAUUGUCUCGUGUACGGCGAUGCUCAGUGUGUAUGCCCAGAACGGGCAUCUUGAGGAAUCUAAGCAGAUAUUUGACGGGAUACCCGAGUGGGACUUGGUAUCAUGGAAUGCGAUGCUGUCCUCGUAUGCCCAAAACGGAUAUCUUCAAGAUGCAAAGUUCAUGUUUGACGAAAUUCCCCAAAAGGAUCUCGUUUCCUGCAAUGCUUUGUUAGCGGCAUAUGCCCAAAAUGGGCAUCUUCUGGAAGCUAGGCGUGUAUUUAGCUGGAUGAUCGAAAGGGACAUUGUUUCGUGGAACGCUUUGCUUGCUGGAUAUGCCCAGAACGGACAUUCUUCCGAGGCACUGGAUUUGUUUGCCUCGAUGAAAAUGAGCGAGAUUCCUGAUGAGAUUGCUUUCACUUGCGCGUUGGUUGCCGCUAGUCAUGCUGGAGUGGUCUAUCCGGGUUGGUCUCUCUUUAUCGCUAUGAGAAUGGACUAUGGAUUGAUACCAAGCAAGCAGCACUACUGCUGCUUGAUUGAUCUCCUCUCGAGGGCGAGGUAUCUGGACCAGGCCGAAGAUCUUAUCACUCGCAUGCCUUUUGUUCCAGACGUUUACGACUGGACGUGCAUUCUGGCCUCUUGUAUCGAUCGGAAAGACGCUGAAAGGGGCGCUCGUGUGAGUGAAAGAGUUCUAAGUCUGGAUCCCCAAAAUGCCGCAGCGUUUGUUUUGCUGGCAAACUCUUUCUCGUUUGAUGAGACAAAACACCACUUGCAGAAUGCACUUAGGAGGUGGAAGCUUUCUCCUCGAAAGUUCUAA
Molecule: messenger RNA, 1941 nt
Organism: Selaginella moellendorffii
Lineage: Eukaryota; Viridiplantae; Streptophyta; Lycopodiopsida; Selaginellales; Selaginellaceae
Product: pentatricopeptide repeat-containing protein At4g02750-like
Exons: 1
Coding region: 1-1941 (646 amino acids)
Biological process (GO): RNA modification
Molecular function (GO): protein binding; RNA binding
Source: RefSeq, a predicted model, not a curated record